Poecilia latipinna (sailfin molly) is the source of this 2237-nucleotide messenger RNA. It is a transcript of the gene rdh1, whose product is annotated as retinol dehydrogenase 1. Gene Ontology annotation, cellular component: intracellular membrane-bounded organelle. Gene Ontology annotation, biological process: steroid metabolic process. The coding region runs from base 734 to 1753 and encodes 339 amino acids. NCBI's taxonomy places the organism in Eukaryota, Metazoa, Chordata, Actinopteri, Cyprinodontiformes, Poeciliidae. The transcript has 6 exons. Gene Ontology annotation, molecular function: oxidoreductase activity. The record is from RefSeq and is a predicted model, not a curated record.
CUGGAAAACUAUAAAUAGGAUAUUUGACCCCCAUCCCCAUCCUCCUUCCUCCCUCCCCGCCCCAUCGUCCAGGUUCUGCGUUACGGCCCUGCGUUGGUGUCAGAGCGCAGCUCACAGCGCUCCUCCUGCGGCUCCACAACUCGGAUGUCCCGCUGCAUAGAUUUGUGACACUUAUCUUAAUAUUACUAAAUAUAAUGGCGUUUAGUUGCACAACUUUACGGACUCGUUCAUUCGUGGCUGUUUUCACAUUAUUGAGCUGUUCGUAUUAGUCUCGAUGUUUGCAGUUUUCUGGAGCGCAAAGCGAAACUCGACGUCAUUCACGGGUAAUAUAUUGACAUUAACAAAGACAGCGGGACGUCAGUAACGCGUUACUGACGUCGGGCCACUUUUUUCAGUAACGAGUAAUAACGAGUUCAAAUCCAGUAGUCAGACUACAGUUACUUAGUCAGACUAAGUGACUGUAACGCGUUACUGGUGCUGUGUAACCUUUGCUCUCGACCAAGUCAGUGGUGUUUGGAGGUAAAGGGAACGCGGUUAUCAAAACAGAGUUAUGUAAUCUUGUUUGGUCUCUUUCACAAUUCCAUGCUGGUGAACCAUUUACUCCUUCUCUUAUAUUUGCUAUGGACCUUGACUCUACAGAUAAAGCGGCAAACUUCACCGGCAAGUUUAAGUUUUGCUCGGUUAAUUUGUACAGUUGAAGGUGAGAAGCGGCUACUUCUGGAGAGCUGUAACCAUGGUGCAAGUUGAUGAAGCAGUGAGCGGUUUUGUUGAGGUUCUUCUGUCAAAUUUGGUUUUAACCUGUGUGUUACUUCUGGCCUGCUACGCUGCUGUCCGCUGCUACAUCAGAGAUUCCUACAGGAUUGGUGGUUUCAGUCAGAAGCAUGUGUUCAUCACUGGCUGUGACAGUGGCUUUGGGAACCUCCUGGCCAGACAGCUGGACCAGAAAGGCUUCAGGGUCAUAGCUGGAUGUCUAACAGAGAAAGGUGCUGCAGAUUUGGCAGCAGCGACAAGCCCCAGACUGAAGACCCUCUUGCUGAAUGUUACAGACAGCGCGAGCAUCCGGAGUGUCGUGGAGUUUGUGAGGAGAGAGGUGGGGGAGCGAGGCCUCUGGGGGCUGGUAAAUAAUGCUGGCAGGUCGGUUCCCAUUGGACCGACAGAAUGGAUGCAGCUGGAGGACUUUGCAAAGGUGUUGGAUGUAAAUCUGAUCGGGGUUAUUGAUGUAACCCUGCAGUUUCUGCCUCUCCUGAAGAAAGCCAAGGGCAGAGUGGUGAACGUGGCCAGCAUUUUGGGGAGGCUGUCGCUCAUCGGUGGAGGAUACUGUCUAUCCAAAUGGGGUGUGGAAGCUUUUUCUGACAGCCUCAGGAGGGACAUGCAGCACUUCGGUAUAAAAGUUAGCAUCAUUGAGCCAGGUUUCUUCAAGACCGGUGUGACCAGUGUAGAUCUCAUCAAUGCUGACUUGAAAAGGCUGUGGGCGCGCCUUCCUCAAGACGUUAAGGACUCAUACGGUGCCACAUAUUUAGAUAACUAUAUAAGAAUGCAGGGCUUCUCUAUGAACAUCUUGUGCUCUCCGGAUAUCUCCAAGGUUACCUGGUGCAUGGAGCAUGCUCUCACUGCUCAGCAUCCGCGCACACGUUAUGGAGCUGGCUGGGAUGCCAAGUUUUUCUGGAUCCCUCUGUCCUAUCUGCCUUCAUUUGUCUCAGACUUCGUUGUAAAUGUGCUCCUCCCCUCACCUAAAGAUAAAGCAAGCAGUUGAAUAAAAGAUGGUUAUACACACUGUAGCAAAACAUGCCCUCAAUGUUUAUUGGCAUUCCCUGGAAGGACGAAAAUAUCCUGGAAAUGAAUUAUUUAAAAUAAAAUAAAAAUCUCUGAGCAAAUGCACUGCAAUUUUGUGGAUUUUGGAGGAUUUUCCCACCUUAUUUAUAGUCUUGGUUUUAAACUUUUUUGAUUAUUUAUAUAGCUGAGCUAUUUUCUCACACCCACUUGACUUGUACAAGCUGCACCUGAAUGAUAUGCUUCCUCUUCUUUCCAAUUUUAAGCAAUGACAAAGAAAUGACUGUCCAUGUCAUUUCAUGCUUCCCAACGAAGAAAUCCUUGAUAUAGUAGUAUCUCAAAAACCCGGGCUCAGCAUCUAAUCAAAAUCGUUUAGACGAAUACUGCCCUCUCCUGGACAGUUGUGGGAACAACAACAUUGAAAAAUUACUAGAGUUUAAUAAACUCAAACGCAAGUCUUGACUGCA